AUGCGUCUCACCGCGGGCAAGAUUUACUUUUGGGGCUCAGUGGCCAUCAUCUUCCUCACUGCAUGGAAUCGUCACUCCACCGCCCAGCUGCGCACCGUUGUGGAUAGCUUGAAGGAGGAGCGGAUGCGUGAGGCGGAGCGGCUGCGCCAGCAUCAACUCGGCGGCCAAGGCGGGGUCAGCGGUACCCCCAUGGCGACUUCCGUGUCGUCGAUGCCGAAACAUUUCAAUCCGUAUUACAAGCAACAGGAGAUCGAGAACGCCUCCACGGAUAAGUAA
Messenger RNA from Leishmania mexicana MHOM/GT/2001/U1103, 276 nucleotides. RefSeq lists its product as hypothetical. Bases 1 to 276 code for a protein of 91 amino acids. The record is from RefSeq and is a predicted model, not a curated record. The transcript has a single exon. NCBI's taxonomy places the organism in Eukaryota, Euglenozoa, Kinetoplastea, Trypanosomatida, Trypanosomatidae.